AUGACAGAAGAUAACCAACGAAGAAGCCAUACGAAUAAGUGGAUUUUACGAAUAGCACUUGGCACGUUUUUGCUGCUUAUACUUUUGAAUUUGCCAAUUCUUUGUCAAACUCAUGAUCACAGCGAAUCACGAAGUUUCAAAUAUUCCAAAGAAGCUAAUGAAGUGUAUUUACAAAAUCAACAUUCUAUAUAUCAUAACGAAAUUUUGCAUCAAUAUAAACAUGAAGAUAACUAUGACCAUCAACAGAAAUCAGUUUUACCUGACAGGACUUACAAUAAAGUGUUUUUUAGAGCUACUGUAUCUACCUUAAUCAUAUCAGCAGCACCAUUUCUUAUUUUAUUCUUUGUACCUUUAGAUAAUACUAAAGAAUGUGAACCACUAUUAAAAAUAUUAUUAAGUUUUGCAUCUGGUGGUUUAUUAGGAGAUGCAUUUUUACAUUUAAUUCCUCAUGCUUUAGUUCCUCAUACACAUGAAUCUCCUGAAGGAAUACAUUCACAUUCACAUUCUCAUAAUCAAAGUGAAGAAGAAUCAGGACAUGGACAUGAUAUGUCUGUCGGUUUAUGUGUAUUAUUAGGUAUCAUCAUGUUUUUAAUUGUUGAAAAAGCAGUGAGAAUUAUUAAAACUGAUCAUGGUCACGUACAUGUGCAUAAAGUCACAGAAAAGCUAUCAAAAGAAAAUAAAAAUGAUAAAAAACUACUAAAAGAUUCUGAUAAAUCUGAUGUGGUCUCUAAAGAAAAAGAAGCAGAGAGCUCUCAAAGUGAAAUAAAAAUUACUGUUGCUGAUUUUUUACAUAAUUUCACAGAUGGUCUUGCUAUUGGAGCUAGCUAUUUAGCUGGUAAAAAUAUUGGGUAUAUUACCACAUUUACAAUUUUGUUACAUGAAGUACCUCAUGAAAUAGGAGAUUUUGCUAUUUUAAUACAAAGUGGUUAUAGUAAAAGAAAAGUGAUGUUGCAACUAUGUGGAUUCUUCCAUUCACAGCUGGAGGAUUUAUUUAUAUCGCUACAGUUUCUGUAAUACCAGAACUUUUGUCCGAUACUAGUUUUAGACAGUCUGUAAAAGAAAUUAUUGCGCUUCUCUUAGGUGUAUAUAUGAUGGUACUUAUAGCAGAAUAUGAAUAAUUUUGUAUUGUAUUUUUCUGUCAGCAUAUUGUGAUCACUUAAUAAGAAUUUAUUUGACUGCUAUAAUAAGAAUUCAAAAUUAGAGUUUAUAUUUUUACAACAUUGUAAUUAUAUUAUUUAAUGAAUACUAGUAAGUAUUCUAGUAUGUUGUAAAACAAAUACCAGUGAAAAUAAUACUGUAUAACUAUCACAAAUGUUAGCAUUAUGUGGAAAAAAUUUAAUACAUUUUUAAGUAUCAUUCAUGUCAUAAAUAAUUCUUAUUUCAAAAGAAAUGAUACGCAUAUACUCAAACAUUAUACAUAUAUAUAUAUAUUUUUCGCAAAUGUACUACAUCUUUAUUUUUACAUACCAUUUUAUAUCCAACCAUUUUUAUGAACAUUGUCUUGAAAUUUUAUUUAUAUCAUAAAAAAAUAUUUUUUACAUUUAUUUUUUUAUAAAUAAUUUUUAUAUGAAAUAGAUAUGUAAAUUUUAAAUUUACAAAACGUAAGAUAAACAUCGUAUGUUUCCUAUAUAUAAGAAUUAUACUUUUACUAAAAAAUUAUUACUAUUAUCCUUUUAUAUAAAGAGGAAGUAAAAGUUCAUAAAAUUACAUUUAUUUUAUUAUAUUUAAUAACUUUUAUACACAAUAUAGAAUUAUUUUUCCUUUUGCUAAUUCAUAUAAUUCAUCAAAUGAAAUAAAAUAUAUUAUACAUACAUUUUUAAUAAUUUAACUAAAUCUAAAUACUGCAAUAUUUACACUUAUAUUUACACUUAUAUUAUGCUAUCAGACUUUCUAUUUGUUCAAGACAUUUUUUAGCUUCUAUUACACCUUCAUUAUCAUCUCUAGCUUGUGCUAAAUAUUUUCCUUUAUUACAAUUUUUUUUUGCUUCUUCAAACAGUCCUUUUGAAAGAAAUGCAUUUCCCAAAUUGACAUGAAUGAAACCUAAUUCAACCAUAUCCGGUAACUUUUUUCCUACAAAAUAUAAUAAUUCAAUUUGGAGCAAUUCAAACAUAACAAUAUUAUAUUCAUAUUACCUAAUUUUGCGGCUUCAGACAAAUAUUUAAUAGUAUCAUCAUAUUUUUGUAACUUGUAACACACACUUGCUAAAUUAUUCAAUAAAAUAACAGUUUGUUCAUUUUCUUCACCAUUUAUUUUUAUGGAUAUAUCAUAUGCUUGAGUGAAAUAUUCAAAAGCAUUUUUAUAAUCAGAUUGUGAAAAAAGCAUAG
This is a messenger RNA of Heterotrigona itama, 2324 nucleotides long. NCBI's taxonomy places the organism in Eukaryota, Metazoa, Arthropoda, Insecta, Hymenoptera, Apidae. The record is from the annotation of a GenBank genome assembly.